UAAGUCCACAUUUGUUAUUGGGACCAAUCCGUGCGCGCAUGUCCUUGUGCAACUUGCAGAGUGUGUAUGUGUGAGGGGGCAUCAGUCAACACCGUUGUGCUGCUACAGAUACAUCCAAUCCAGUUCUGACUCCGUGAGUGAGAGAAACAGUUUUGGGAUCUGUAUUGAAUCGGCACAACUCGGACAGGAUUACUUUUUUUCCCCCCUCUGUCUUGAAUCCCCUCAUAGGAUACCUGUAACUUUUUUGGGUUGUCUUUUGAGGACAUUUGAGGUGUGAAAAGUGGCCAGCAUGAAUCAAACUCCAGAUUCAUGAGGGAGGCUUGGCCCAAAACUAGAAGCCCCUUUCAACGGUUUACCUAUUUCGGAGAGAGAAGACUGUUCAUCCACAUCCGAAAGUGGAGCCCAGGAUUAAUGCAUAUACAAGCUUGACAAGGGACAAGAGGAUUCUGGUUACCUGUACAGGCUGGAGUAAACAAGUGAACAGGGCUUGAUUGAGCCUAUGGCACAGGGGAUUGGCAUGGCUCAGACCAGCUUUGUGUCAACUCAUCAUGCAUGCUGGGCCUGAUUGUAGAAAGGAGCCUAUACUAAAGCCGGCAGGAUUGCUGUAACUGUGGGUGUGGGAGAAAAAAAAAAAAUCUAGUCUACGGUUAUGGCUACUGAUCUUGACAAAUUCAACACCCAUUAGGAUUUUUAAUAUUACCUGAGAGAACGCAGGCUUUGUCACUGAGGGGGGAUGCCUAUUCAACAGGCUUAUCUGCCAUGGUAAAGGCAGUGAAGGCAUGAGCCUCUGACAACAGAGGAGGUCAUCGUCCAAACAAGGCUCAGCUCUGCAAAUACUGACCAGUCAGGAUAUCACCAGAAAGCCCUCAGAAAAAAACGUGUCUUUUCAGAAAGGAUAUUCAAAGAAGAAAACCUUGAUUGGAUUUUUCAGUGAUCAGAAAGGAUUUACCACCUCUCAUACAUCAGGGGGCUCUUGAGUGAUUAGACUUCCUGGCAACUCAGCGUCAAGAUGGUACGUCAGUGCAAGGCCUUUACACUCUCCCUCAUCAGGGUGGGACUGCUGCUGGGCCUUGCUAACCCACUGGUGACAUCUGCCUCAUGUCCCUCUGCCUGCCGCUGUGAUGGGACCUUCAUCUACUGUAAUGACCGUGGCCUAACUUCCAUCCCUACUGGUUUACCCCUGGAUGCAACAGUGCUGUACCUACAAAACAAUCGCAUAAAGAGCUCAGGAAUCCCCGCAGAGCUCAGCAGGCUCACAAAUGUGGAAAAGAUCUACCUUUACUGCAACAAUCUAGAUGAGUUCCCCACUAACCUUCCUCUCGGGCUGAAAGAGCUCCAUCUCCAGGAGAACAACAUUCGCAUGAUUACGCACGCAACUUUAGCACAGAUUCCUUAUAUUGAGGAACUUCACCUGGACGACAACUCUGUGUCAGCAGUCAGCAUUGAAGAGGGGGCCUUUAGGGACAGCAAUCACCUAAGAUUGCUUUUCCUCUCUAGGAACCACCUAAGUACCAUCCCCUCAGGCCUACCCAUGAGCAUUGAGGAGUUGCGCUUUGAAGACAACCGAAUCUCAUCCAUUUCUGAACAGUCGCUGCAAGAUCUCAUCAACCUGAAGCGACUAAUAUUGGAUGGAAAUCUGCUCAAUAACCGUGGAAUUGGAGAGAUGGCUUUCAUCAAUCUGAUUAAUCUGACAGAGCUCUCGCUGGUGAGGAACUCCCUGACAUCACCACCAGCUAACCUGCCAGGCACAAGUUUGGAGAAGCUGCAGCUACAAGAUAAUCACAUUAAUAGGGUGCCGCCGGGGGCUUUCGCUUUUCUGAGGCAACUUUACCGCUUGGACCUAUCUGGAAACAACCUGAGCAGCCUCCCACAAGGUGUAUUUGAAGAUCUGGACAAUCUCACACAGCUUUUGCUACGCAACAACCCCUGGCAAUGCACUUGCAGAAUGAAAUGGGUGCGCGACUGGCUCCGGUCAUUACCGACAAAAGUAAAUGUGCGAGGAUUCAUGUGCCAGGGGCCUGAUAAGGUAAAAGGCAUGGCAAUAAAGGACUUAACUACAGACAUGUUUGACUGCACAGAUUUAGAAUUUAUUCCCACGUACGAGACAAGCACAGUCUCCAACACUUUGCGCCCCUCACAGCCACACUGGCCCUCGUUUGUGACUAAAAGGCCUGGAGUAAAGGGACCAAAUUUGGGCAGAAAUUACCAUGGCCCCACCAUGUCAUCAGGCAGAAAGAUCAUCACAAUCAGCGUGAAGUCAAGUAGCGCAGAUACAGUUCACAUAUCCUGGAGGGUAUCGCAGCCCAUGACCGCCCUUCGACUCAGCUGGCUGAAGCUUGGACACAGCCCUGCAUUUGGCUCCAUCACUGAAACAAUUGUACAGGGGGAGAGGACAGAGUACCUGCUCACUGCGCUGGAGCCAGAGUCUUCCUACAGGAUAUGUAUGGUUCCCAUGGAGACCAGCAAUAUCUACCUAGCAGACGAGACGCCCGUGUGCAUAGAGACGGAGACCGGCUCUCAUAAAUCGUAUAACCCAACCACGACUUUAAACCGAGAGCAGGAGAAAGAGCCUUACAAAAAUUCAAGUCUGCCUUUGGCUGCUAUCAUCGGAGGGGCUGUUGCACUUUUGGCAAUAAUCAUGUUGGCGUUGGUGUGCUGGUACGUGCACAGGAACGGCUCACUUUUUUCAAGGAACUGCACCUACAAUAAAGGCCGUCGGAGAAAGGAUGACUAUGCCGAAGCUGGCACUAAGAAGGACAAUUCAAUUCUAGAAAUAAGAGAGACUUCGUUUCAAAUGAUACCAAUAAAUCAGCUUCCGGUGUCCAAGGAGGAGUUUGUGAUACACACGAUUUUUCCACCUAAUGGCCUGAGUUUAUACAAGAGCCCACACAACGAGAACAGUAUCAACAACAGGAGCUACAGAGACAGUGGAAUACCAGAUUCGGACUACUCCCAUUCAUGAUAUUGCACACAGACAUUCAUGACAAGAAUGUGUUGUAAACAGAGUGGCAAGACUUUGACAAAACACUGGAUCUAUCGGACUAAGGGAGCAAUGUUAUGUACAUUUGCCAUAUAAUUUAUAUUUAAGGACAUUUUAUGACAGCUGAGAACGUUCCACCUGCAGGCCCUCACUGAACCAGAGGGUGUAGUACUGCAAUUAUAUUUUAGGGAUUUGUAGUAAUUUGUACUGUAUUUCCUUGGCUUAAAAAAAAAAACAAAAAAAAAAAAGAUCGACCAAUUAAAAAAGAAACUCUGUGUUCUGAGAUAUGAUGACUUGUCAACUGUGAAAGUGGGUUUUAAUUGCUGUGUUGAACAAUCAGACAUUAGAAAACAUUGUAGUACAAGCACAGGUCAUUGUUUUCACUUUGUGGCUGUCUGAAAAACAAAGGCGGAAAUUGUCAAACUAAGGUACAGUUGAUCAAUAAAAUUAAAUCAGACAAGGUGCCCUCUUACGAAAAAGAAACGGCGCCGAGCUGUCUCAUUUACUACUGACAAAGAAUACUGUUCUAGAGUUCAUGAAACAAAUCACUUCAGAUUUUGUGCCAUGCUUUAUUUCACCAAUUUCUUAGGUGUGUACUUUCUGCAAGUUUGAGACACAGCAGAGCGACCAUAGCAGGACUCUUAUUUUAUUAUGAUUAUUAUUUUUUCUGAAGGGGAUUGUAGGCCACAGCACAGGGCAGAUAAAGCACACCAACUUUAAGAGGACUCUUGACUCCUCAAAACAAGAAGACUGGACAGGCUGACACAGGACCCCACACGAUCUCUGUUUGUAUGAGCCAACAAUGGCCAAAUGACAAUGGCGGCAUUCUUUAGUACCGUGUACCCUCCGUCAUUCAAGUCAAAAGGCCAAAAAUACACGAUUGUUCAAAGGAUCACAGUUUUAGCAGUUCCUUAAGAUAACUACGAUUUUGUAUUUUCAAAGUGAACACAUUUUUGUUGCCACAAUUUGAAAUUACCUGUUCUUCAUGUUUAAAAAAAACCAAAGUGCAUUGUAUGCCCUUUGGCCAGUCUUGUAUGUGCCUUGAUCCAAUGCUUAUUUAGCUUUUUAAGGAACCAGUGACUUUUUUCAUACACACUUGAAUAUGAAAAGUAUUGGUCAUAUUACAGAAUAAAAAAAAAUAUGAACAACAA
Messenger RNA from Hippocampus comes (tiger tail seahorse), 4131 nucleotides. It is a transcript of the gene flrt3, whose product is annotated as fibronectin leucine rich transmembrane 3. NCBI's taxonomy places the organism in Eukaryota, Metazoa, Chordata, Actinopteri, Syngnathiformes, Syngnathidae. The record is from RefSeq and is a predicted model, not a curated record. The coding region runs from base 1010 to 2962 and encodes 650 amino acids. The transcript has 3 exons. Gene Ontology annotation, molecular function: protein binding.